Molecule: messenger RNA, 324 nt
Organism: Fibroporia radiculosa
Lineage: Eukaryota; Fungi; Basidiomycota; Agaricomycetes; Polyporales; Fibroporiaceae
Exons: 5
Coding region: 1-324 (107 amino acids)
Source: RefSeq, a predicted model, not a curated record
AUGCGUCUCUCUCUCGUCUUCGCUGCCCUCUUACCCCUCAUCGCCCUCGCCGUCCCCGCCGCGCACUCCCGCUCCUCCGCAUACGAGAAGGACCUCUUAGCCGACGGCAUCGAUGCCAAUUACGGUCAAAAUGCCGGCGCAUACGCCGACAACUUCCAUCCCGCGUACGACCGCCGCGACAAAGGGUACACCGACAAGACCGUUUCCAAGUACGAACGCCGCGACGAAGGGUACACUGACAAGACCGUUUCCAAGUACGAACGCCGCGACGAAGAGUACGCCGACGCGUCCGACCACACACACGACCGCCGCAGCAAUGUGUAG